AUGACAUCAUGUGUAUGCCCGUUCAUCAAUAAAUAUCGUCGACUCCGAGUCAUCACUUCACACAUACCUUACUGCACGACACACGCGAUGGGCGCAGACUACUAUAAGCUCCUUGGCAUCGACAGGAAAGCGACCGACGAUGAAAUCAAGAAAGCGUACAAGAAGAUGGCCUUAAAAUGGCAUCCCGACCGUAACGCUGGGUCGGAAGAAGCCACGAAGAAGUUCAAAGAGGUUUCUGAAGCUUUCGAGGUCCUCAGCGACAGCAACAAGCGUGCAAUCUACGACCAGUUCGGCGAAGAAGGCCUCAAGGGUGGAGGCGCUGGCGGAGCCGGCCCUUCGCCAGGCGCUGGCUUCUCUGGCUUCAGCGGAUUCCCGGGUGGAGGCACAUCAUAUACGUUCACAAGCGGCCCCGGAGGUUUCAGUAGCGGAGGCGGUCCUGGAUUCGCACCUACAGAUCCGAACAAGAUCUUCGAACAAAUUUUCGGGCAAGGAGGCUUAUUCGGCGGCAUGGGAGGGAUGGGUGGAAUGGGAGGCGGCAUGCCUGGAAUGGGAGGCGGCAUGCCUGGCAUGGGAAGUAGCUCACGGCGUGGCACCAUGUUCACCGACGACGACGACAUGGGCGGAUUCAGCUUUUCGUCAGGUGGCAUGCCUGGCGGGAUGCCCCGCACGCGGACCUCUCAAAGUCGACAAAACUCGACAUUCAGCAACACCGGGCGGACAUCAUCUACCAAGCCCUCCGAAAUCACCAAACCACUCAAAGUCUCACUAGAGGAGCUGUACAACGGUGCCAGCAAGCACCUGAAGGUCGGCCGGAAACUGCUCGACGGCUCGACGGAAGACAAGAUACUGGACAUCCAGAUUCAUCCUGGAUGGAAGAGCGGAACGAAGAUCCGCUUCGCGCGGGCAGGCAACGAAGUUGGUCCCGGAGAAGCUCAAGACAUCGUCUUCGUCGUCGAGGAGAAGCCGCAUGAAGUCUUCACACGAGAAGGCAACGACCUCCAUGCCCGCGUCAAACUGUCGCUCGUCGAUGCUCUUGCUGGCGCUCCGCAAGGCGUGAUGAAAUUUACGAAGCAACUAGAACACCUAGAUGGAAGGCGGCUGCAAGUACCCGUGCCCCACGGUAUCGUGAAGCCCGGCCAGUCGACGACGAUAUCGGGAGAGGGCAUGCCGAUACGGAAGGAUGGUGCGGUGAAGAGCAAAGGCGACCUGAUCGUUGAUUGGGAGAUCGUGUUCCCGAGCUCACUAACGUCGUCGCAGAAGGAAGGUCUUCGAAAGGUACUGGUGUAA
Messenger RNA from Cyclocybe aegerita, 1287 nucleotides. NCBI's taxonomy places the organism in Eukaryota, Fungi, Basidiomycota, Agaricomycetes, Agaricales, Hemipholiotaceae. The record is from the annotation of a GenBank genome assembly.